This is a messenger RNA of Encephalitozoon intestinalis ATCC 50506, 216 nucleotides long. RefSeq names its product U6-snRNA associated small nuclear ribonucleoprotein. NCBI's taxonomy places the organism in Eukaryota, Fungi, Microsporidia, Unikaryonidae. The transcript has a single exon. The coding region runs from base 1 to 216 and encodes 71 amino acids. The record is from RefSeq and is a predicted model, not a curated record.
AUGGACAACACCCUGUACACAGCCUUUAUAGGAAAGGCUGUUAAGGUCAAGAUUUGCGACGGCUCUGAGUUUAGAGGAACAUCGGCAGCAAUAGAUGCAUAUCUCAACAUAUCCUUGGAGUCUGUAUUCUACCUUCAGAAAGGCCAAGAGCCCAGAUAUUAUUCCUCUCUAUUCAUCAAAGGAUCGUAUAUCGACCACAUAGCAUUGGAUGUAUGA